CGGCUAUUCGUAGUCACGCGAUUUAACAUGGGUGACAGGCUCCUGGAGCACGCCCUCGACGGCGACGCUACAACAACGGAGUGGCGUGAAGCCGGGUUCAGAGCUGCCAGCGAGGCCGGCGCCUUUUUUGCGGUCACAGCUGGCUCACGCAUGGCGCAAGCCGCGCUCGGCAUCUCGACGCGAGCGCCGCCGGUCGCAGCGCUCGCGACACUGGCCACUGUAUGUGUUGGCGCGGUCGCCGCGUCGUGCGCCGGCGGCGGCCAGUUCCAGUUCGAGCAGUCGACCAUUGAUGACGCUUUACGAGCGGCCGCGUGCGGCGUGACGGCCUACGCUAUCCUGGGCGGCCGGCCGACGUCGUUGGCACCGUCCCACCUGGCGUCCGUCGGCGCCUUCGGCCGUCGGAGGGCGUCCCUGGCUGCGUCGCGCAACUACGCCACCGACGCGCAACGCAAGCAACUGGCGUCUUUAGGAAGACGCUUUGGCUGCCACACCUGCGGCGUCAAGUCUUCUGUACAGUGGAUCGCGGAUCACCAGCCGCCCCAGAAGAUCGCCGCACUAAGGGACGCGCGCUGGUGGAAGCGGCUGCCGUUCCUUGGCGCGCCGACUUCACAAAGAUUCUACCCGCAGUGCGCGCCCUGCUCGCAGAAGCAGAGCGCCGCCGUACGCGUUUUGAGUGGAAGGAGCGUUCUGCACCUCCCGACGGUGCGGCCGUUCCACCUGACGGGCUUCGUGAGCGCGCCACUCUCCCGAGCGUCGGCACCGAAGAAGCGAUGGUAUGAAUAACGAAACCGAGUAUUAAUAGGGGGGAGGCCGUGCCACGACGGCCAGGGGGGUUGU
Pelagomonas calceolata is the source of this 837-nucleotide messenger RNA. NCBI's taxonomy places the organism in Eukaryota, Pelagophyceae, Pelagomonadales, Pelagomonadaceae. The record is from the annotation of a GenBank genome assembly.